AUGGAGAAUGUGUCCUUCCCCGGCGGCGCACCGCCGGUCUGCAACGAUUCUGUGGACUUCUACUCCCUCCGGUCAGAGAACGGCUCUGACCUAAACUGCACUCCUCCUUACUUCUACGCUGACCUUUACGUCAUUUUGCCGGUCAUCUAUUCUGUAAUCUGUGCAGUUGGACUGACAGGCAACACGGCUGUCAUCUAUGUGAUCCUGAAAGCCCCCAAGAUGAAAACAGUAACCAAUAUGUUCAUCCUGAACUUGGCUAUCGCCGAUGAUUUGUUCACUUUGGUGCUGCCAAUCAACAUAGCCGAACACUUGCUGCACUACUGGCCUUUUGGUGAGGUUUUGUGCAAAGUCAUCCUUAGCAUAGACCACUACAACAUCUUCUCAAGUAUCUAUUUCCUGACAGUUAUGAGCAUUGACCGCUACCUGGUUGUUUUGGCCACAGUGAGGUCCAAGCGCAUGCCUUACCGCACCUACCGAGCAGCCAAAAUCAUCUCAUUAUGUGUCUGGAUACUUGUUAUCCUCAUCGUCAUGCCUUUCACAGUUUUUGCUGGCGUCUUCAUGAACCCAAAUGAUGAGAGGAAGAGCUGUGUGCUUAGCUUCCCGAGUCCAGAGAGUUUGUGGUUCAAAGCGAGCCGGAUCUACACGCUCAUCCUGGGCUUUGCCAUUCCUGUCUCAACCAUCUGUAUCUUAUACACCAUGAUGCUCUACAAGCUCAGGAACAUGCGGCUCAACAGCAAUGCCAAGGCCCUGGACAAGGCCAAGAAGAAAGUCACCAUCAUGGUGUUUAUCGUCUUGGCCGUCUGCUUGUUCUGCUGGACGCCGUUCCACCUCAGCACCAUUGUGGCUCUGACGACGGACCUGAGGACCACACCGCUCCUGAUCGGGAUCUCCUAUUUCAUAACCAGCCUGAGCUACGCCAACUCCUGCCUCAACCCCUUCCUCUACGCCUUCCUCGACGACAGCUUCAGGAAAGCCUUCAAGAAAAUGUUGGAAUGUAGACCGGCCUGA
Molecule: messenger RNA, 1008 nt
Organism: Anoplopoma fimbria (sablefish)
Lineage: Eukaryota; Metazoa; Chordata; Actinopteri; Perciformes; Anoplopomatidae
Gene: npbwr2b
Product: neuropeptides B/W receptor 2b
Exons: 1
Coding region: 1-1008 (335 amino acids)
Biological process (GO): neuropeptide signaling pathway
Cellular component (GO): membrane; neuron projection
Molecular function (GO): neuropeptide receptor activity; neuropeptide binding
Source: RefSeq, a predicted model, not a curated record